Paramisgurnus dabryanus is the source of this 1752-nucleotide messenger RNA. The record is from RefSeq and is a predicted model, not a curated record. Lineage: Eukaryota; Metazoa; Chordata; Actinopteri; Cypriniformes; Cobitidae.
UUUCCCUUUCUCCGAGUGUACAGUUUCAAAAUCAUCCGUGGCCUGUGUGAAGGAUCUACGCUACGUCACACAAUAUACUCGACAGGUGUUUUGAGGGGCGUGGCCUAUGCCCAGCUAAAACAUCUUUCAGUGGGACGCACCCAAGUAGUUCUCCACGCGCCAGAAGCGGCUGACCUACAAGUGACAGGACUUUCCAAGAACUCCAGAGCUGUCUGUACCCGAACACACACAUGGCAACCAGAGGCAGUGUGAAACCCUUUGUGCAUUUCAAUGCAAAGCAAGAUGCAGAACUUUUGCGCAAGGCCAUGAAAGGGAUUGGCACCGAUGAAGAUACCAUCCUCAUGUUACUGACGUCUCGAUCUAAUGACCAGAGACAGGAAAUAAAAGCAGCCUAUAAAAAAGCUUUUGGCAAGGAUUUAGUGAAAGACUUGCGUUCGGAGCUAGGAGGGAAGUUAGAGGAUCUCCUUGUGGCCCUCAUGUCUCCACCUGCAGUAUAUGAUGUGAACGAACUCCAUAAGGCCAUCAAGGGAGCAGGUACUGAGGACCAGGUUUUAAUUGAGAUCCUGGCCUCCAGGACAUGUGAUGAGAUUAAAGAUAUCAACAAGACUUACAAGAAAGAACAUGGAGCCAAGCUGGAAAAAGACAUUAUGGGUGAUACGUCAGGACAUUACCAGAGAAUGCUGGUUAUCCUUCUACAGGCAAACAGAGAGGAAGGAGUAGAUGAAAGCAAAGUGGAGAAAGAUGCAAAGGAGCUGUUCGCUGCCGGAGAACAGAAAUUGGGCACGGACGAGGAGAAGUUAAUCAACAUCCUUGGGAAUAGGAGCGCAGAACACCUGAGAAAAGUGUUCGAUGCCUACAAAAAGAUUGCCGGCUGUGACAUUGAAGAGAGUUUGAAGGAUGAGUGCACUGGGAACCUCGAAGCACUGCUGGUGGCCGUGGUGAAGUGUGCUAAAAGUGUGCCUGCAUAUUUUGCUGAAUCCCUUCGAGAGUCCAUGAGGCGUGCUGGCACGGACGACGAGACACUCAUAAGAAUUAUGGUGUCUAGAAGUGAAAGGGACAUGCUGGACAUCAAAGCAAUAUACAAGAAGAUGUACGGAGAAUCACUUUACUGCACCAUACAGGCAAACACUGAUGGAGAUUACCAGAAAGCUCUGCUUUACCUUUGUGGUGGUAAUGAUUAGAUAUUGUUACUUUUUUGGUAGAAGUUCAUUUGUCUUUGUGCUUAUUAUUGUGUCUAGUUUUCAAAAUAUACACAUACAAUUUUUUGGGUUUAGUAUUUAGUUUUAAAAUAUUUAUUUAUUUUUUAACACUUUACAAUAAGGUUGUAUUUGUUAACAUUAGGUAAUGCAUUAGCUAACAUAAACUGACAAUAUACAGCAUUUAUAAAUCUUUUUUUGUGGUUUUGAAUAGCUAGUUGCAGUGUUUUAGAUUGCUGGAGGAUAUUUAGGCAUGGUUUUGAUGGUCUAAUAGACAGAAUAAUGAAUUUUCUUUUAAAUACUAUGUGAAGAUUUUAAAAUUAAAUUCUUUGGCCCAUAUAAGAUUUUCUUGGGAAGUGCUAUUCAGUUUAUGUUGUACUUAUGCCAGUAGAUGGCAGUAUUGUUUUUAAGUAUGGUAAAGUUUUUAACCAUACUGAUAUCUCAGAUGUCAACAUUUCAAAGUCUCUGUUAAAGUUUUUAAUGCAUUUUUCAUAAUUACGUAAGUGCAAAUUUUCCGAAUAAUUUAAAAUAAAAUAAAUAUUAUUUGUUCUGUGAA